GAUCAGAAAAUCGUUCGGAUUGCUGUUGUGUAGCUCAGGUCCGUUUACUAAUAAGACCACUUAUUCAUAAUUUAGUUUAACAUUUAAUAAAACACUCAAAACAGGGUGCUGGGUAAUUUGGUAUUACAUUAUAUUCUCUUUGUGUGCUAUGUGGUGGAGGCUAAGUUUGUUCAAGUGUCUUUUUCCUUCAAACACUAUUGAAGAGUUCUCAUUUCAAAUUUGGCUACUUAAAUAUUUGUCAUACUUAACAAUAAAAUUUUGAUUGCUUAAAAGUCAACAUUGAACAGUUGUGCCACUUUAGUUUAUACUCAACAGAUUUCACAGGCUUUCUUCUAAAUAAAGAAAUCUUCUAAUUUCGAUUCUUUUCAAUGUUCUGGACUUUUUUUGAAUAUUUGAAAUGUCUCUGUAAUGACACAGUAACCAACUAGCAACAACCACACAAGCUGAAACACAUAGCACAAAGAUGAUUUUUUUCAAGACACCAAAUAGGAAUAAUGGGAUACAAAGUCAGACAUAAUCUGUCAUCAAGUUACCAACUUAUUCUAAUAAAAUUUAUUCAUAAGUUUAUAAUUGUAUAAGUUCUUUAUUUUGUUGUAGAGUGCAAACUCAAUAUCUUAGUGAGUAUCGAUUUUCAAUCCGGUGGAUUCUUUUUUCUGUGUUCUUUGUAUUCUAGUGUUUCAUGUAUGUUAAUUCUUAAGAAAUAAAAAAGAUUUUUGUAAACUUUUUGAAGUUUUGUCAAAAAUUCUCUGCUGCUCUGCUAUUAAAACUUUGAGUAUAGCAAAUUUGCAGAUACUUUUCGAGGUUAUGACACUUUGAAGUAAGCUUCUUGGGUUAUUUUGAUUACCAUAUAUAAUUCCGGAUAUGGAGUUUUCGCUUCCAUAUCAUGGGAAGCCAUGGAGAGUUGAGACUAGGAAAUUGUUAUUUUUUAUAGGAAUUAUCACUUGUGCUGCUUUCUCUGUUCAAAUUUUCUUAACCCCGUACGAGAAUGUAUUUCGUACUUUAUUUCUUGUGAAUAAUGCUCCAGCUGGAGAUUCUUCUCUUGAUAUUUCGAUGAUGGGUAUUUUUACGCCUUUUUAUGAUUCAUCUAUGGCCACUCCAAGCGAGAAUUGUACUGAGACUAUUGAUCCUGCUAAGAAGAUGCCUCAGAAAUCAAUAAAAACGAUGUUGGCUGAGAUGAUUCCAUCGAGUAAUCUCAUGAAGAGGACUUGGAUGAAGAUGCCUCCCAAUAGAAUAACAUCAAUAUCUGCAAUGAGUCGUUUAAUGCUUAAGAAUCUUGCUUCUUCUCAUUCAAUGGGACCAAAAUGGUCGUCAGAACAGGAUCGUGAAAUUCUUGCUGUAAAAUCAGAAAUUGAGAAUGCUCCUGUUAUGACGGACGAUAUAGAUCUCUAUGCUCCUAUUUACCGUAACCUUUCUACAUUUAGAAGGAGCUAUGAGUUGAUGGAAGAAACACUUAAAGUUUACAUUUACAAGGAAGGCGAAAAACCUUUUUUCCAUUACCCAAUACUUGAGGGAGUGUACGCAUCUGAAGGAUGGUUUAUGAAACAAAUGGAGGAAAACAAAAAAUUUGUUGUUCAGGACCCGACAAAAGCUCACCUAUUUUACUUACCUUUUAGUUCAGAAAGCAUUAGGUACAGUAGUUUGUAUGAUCGUAAAACACGCAGCAAGGCAAACUUUAUCAAGUUACUGAGUGACUACUUGGACACUAUCAAGGCAAAAUAUCCUUUCUGGAACAGAACUGGCGGAACAGAUCAUUUUUUUACUGCUUGCCAUGACUGGGCGCCAAUAAUGACAAGGCCAUUUAUGAAUCAAUGCAUCAGAGCUUUCUGCAAUUCUGAUGUCAAUGACGAUUUCGUGUUAGGAAAAGAUGUGCCUCUUGCUGAAACAUUGGUUCUUUCAAAAAGUGAUCUUCUCAAAGACAUAGGAGGGAAACCUCCUUCAGAGAGACAAACUCUGGCUUUCUUCGCAGGAAAUAUACACGGAUAUCUCCGCCCUAUCCUACUAAAAUUCUGGGAGAAUAAAGACCCUGACAUGCAAAUAUAUGGUAAGAUGAACAGCACUGUCACUGCAAAAAUGAAUUACAUCCAACGUAUGAAGUCCAGCAAGUACUGCAUUUCUGCCAAAGGGUACGAGGUGGCUAGUCCAAGGGUCGUGGAGGCCAUCUUUUUCGAGUGUGUCCCCGUGAUUAUCUCUGACAACUAUGUUCCUCCUUUCUUUGAGGUUUUGGAUUGGGAGUCGUUUGCGGUUUUUGUGGCAGAGAAAGAUAUUCCCAAUUUGAAGGAGAUACUCCUUUCAAUACCAGAGGAGAAGUAUAUAGAGAUGCAUAAGAGGGUGAAGAAGGUGCAACAACAUUUUCUUUGGCAUAAUGAACCAGUGAAAUACGACAUCUUUCACAUGACCCUUCAUUCUAUCUGGUAUAAUCGAGUUUUUCAGGUUUAACACUCGAUGAAAGUAUUGUAUAGUAUUUGAGAGUCUGAGACAGGAGUCGAUUCAUUCAUUCUAGUGAACAGUUAUAUGAACAUAACAGAUUGUAAACUUGUAAUCAGUAGUUGUUCAUGUGUAUAUCAAUAAAGCGGAAAGAUUUACAUAAA
Messenger RNA from Papaver somniferum (opium poppy), 2588 nucleotides. Its product is annotated as probable glycosyltransferase At3g07620. The coding region runs from base 862 to 2436 and encodes 524 amino acids. Lineage: Eukaryota; Viridiplantae; Streptophyta; Magnoliopsida; Ranunculales; Papaveraceae. The transcript has 4 exons. Gene Ontology annotation, molecular function: glycosyltransferase activity. The record is from RefSeq and is a predicted model, not a curated record.